UUCUGUGCAUCUUUUUGUUUGCAGAGUUGUGUGCGAAAUGAUUUCGCCAAGAAAACGCAGAAUUUUGUCUCCCGUUUCUUCGCCUACCAAAGGCUGCUCGGUUGUGCUGCCGCGUGUCCAAAUCAACGAUGACAAGGAAAUGUGUUCGACUGCUGAAGCGCUCAGAAAUGCAUUUCGAGCGAAGCUACUCUUGUUUGCCGACGAUGGUAGAGGAACAAUCGAGUCGGCCAUUUCUCAGGAUAAGCUAAUGCAAUGCACGGAGUGCAUCAAGAGAACCGUUUGUUUGGGAGAGAGUGGAUCACUGAUGAUCAUUGGUCAUGCUGGUAGCGGGAAAUCUACGCUGGUGUGUACUGCAUUGAAGCUGGUUCGAGAAGAAAAUCGUAAAGAAAAUCUUGCCGAUGUCGUGUUCGGAUCUGAGCCAACUCAACCAUUCCUGCUUGUGAGCCUACGGGGUUCUUGCUUUGAAGACGAAGGGGAAGCUUUGAAAUCGAUUGCUCGUCAAUUGAAGCUCGACAAUGUCGUGGAGGAUCGCGUCAUGGGAUCCGUUGGUGAUAAUCUCUCGUUUCUUUUGGAAGCUUUGAGAGCAGGCGGGAAGAAAACAUUGCCGGUCGUGUUUCUGCUUGACGAAGCCGAAGAAUUUUGCUCACGCGGAAAACAGGCAUUAUUGUACAACUUGUUCGAUUGCACGCAGAUUUCUGGUACCCCGAUUUGUGUAAUUUUGAUGACGCGUCGCUUCGACCUAUUGGAUCUGAUGGAAAAACGCGUGCGAUCGAGAUUCUCUCAACGAAUCUUACGGAUGGAUGAUCAACGUUCUCAUCAGCAGCUUGUAGACCUUUCAUCCAGGAUGAUGAUGAUCGAUUUUACUGAACUCAACAAAUUUGAUAUAUCUCCGAACAAAGCAGUGAAGAGGUUUUUAAGCGCAUGGGAAGAAGCUGUUUCGCACCUGGUGGGCAGUGAAGUUUUUCAACAGAAAUUGAAAUCGCUUACUCAGCUGAGACGAAACUUAAGAAGUGUCAAAGCUCUUUUGUUCACCAUAGUGAGCGAUCCAUCGCUGUUCUCAUGUUUAAAUUCAAAAACAGCAGAUGAUCUCCUGACGAUUAUGAAAGCGUCGGUAUCGAAAGCUUACUCAGUCGCAACUGGUGGCUGUGGUACUGUUUCCAGUCUUCCGUUGGUCGAGCUGACACUUCUGGUGACAGCUAGACGUCAUCAUUUACUCCGCAAAGGAGAGCCCUUCAAUUUUUGCAUGAUUUUCAGGGAAUACGUUAAUUUUACGAAGGCGAAUCCAGUGAUCACGAGAUGCCACAGGCGCGUUGCGUCAACGGCAUUUCAAAGUUUAGUAGACGCUGGAUUUCUGGAGCCACUUUCGGGUGACGCCGUGAAGAAGGACGAAAAUGCUAGAAGCCGAGAUUAUCGCUUGCAUUUGCUUGCCUGGGGAGAGGAUGAAUUAUUGAGACACGUCAAGGUGUAUCCCGGGUUGCCCACUGCUCUGCAACGAUGGAUCAAUUCUACUGUUGUUGCAGAUUUCUACGGUUUGUUCAGCUGCAUUGCGCGCAGAAAUCCAUCCAAAAUGAUCAAUACAGGUAAAUUGGCGGGAAAGACUGUGUUCAUAACCGGUGCCAGCCGGGGUAUUGGCAAAGCUAUUGCCCUAAAAGUUGCUAAAGAUGGCGCUAACGUGAUAGUCGCUGCGAAAACGGCCCAACCGCAUCCGAAACUUCCCGGCACGAUCUACACAGCUUGUGAAGAAGUGGAAAAGGCCGGCGGCAAAUGCCUCCCGUGCGUCGUGGACAUCCGUGACGAGGCGCAGGUUGGGGCGGCUGUGAAAGCCGCCGUGGAAAAAUUUGGCGGUAUCGACAUUCUCAUCAAUAAUGCAAGCGCCAUCAACCUCAGCGGCACUGAACAGUUGGACAUGAAGCGCUACGAUUUGAUGCACUCGAUCAAUACCCGAGGCACGUACCUGUGCUCCAAGAUGUGCAUUCCGCACAUCAAGAAAAGUUCUCACCCGCACAUCCUCAACCUCAGCCCGCCGCUGAACAUGAACCCGUUUUGGUUCAAGUCUCACGUGGGCUAUACGAUGGCCAAGUACGGUAUGUCCAUGUGCGUACUGGGCAUGGCAGAGGAGUACAGGAGUCUGGGUGUGAAUGUGAACGCGCUGUGGCCGCGGACUGCGAUUCGAACGGCAGCCAUGGAUAUGUUGGUGGGCGAAGAGUCGUCUGCGAGUCAGAGUCGCAAACCUGAGAUUAUGUCCGAUGCCGCCUAUGAGAUCUUAUGCAAGGAUAAAGGAACUUACACCGGACACUUCGCGAUUGAUGAUGAGGUGCUCAAAGCAGCCGGUGUUACCGACAUGGAGCAGUAUUCCUGUGUUCCGGGAUCAAAAUUACUUCCGGACUUCUUCCUUGACGAAGCCAUGAUAGCUCUUCAAGACGACUUCACAAAGAAGCCAUCGACUGAAGGAUCGAAACCAGCCGCAUCUUCAGCAGGACCCCCGAAAACCGUUAUGGAUGUAUUCGACAGAAUCACUCCGAUAAUUAACGAAGAAAUGAUUGGCAAAAUGAAGGCUUCGUAUGAAUUCGAGUUGAAGGGCGGAACUCCGGAAGAAGAUGGCAAGUGGUUCUUGAACUUGAAAGACGCUGGAGCGAAGCCUUCCGGUCGAGGCGAUAGCCCCAUUGCUGCUGACGUGCAUUUCACCAUGAAAUGCCCGGAUUUCGUGAAAAUGUUCUCGGGGAACUUGAAGCCCACUACAGCGUUCAUGAUGGGGAAGCUGAAGAUCAAGGGAGACAUGGGAAAGGCGAUGAAGCUCGAAAAAUUGAUGAAAUCAAUGGAAUCGAAGCUGUAAAGAAGGAAUUUGCUGAAGGCUCUAGUGGAGAUUUUAUUUUUAAGCACGGGGAGAACCCUCCGAGCUCAACAAUUUUCCUGUGAUUUUAAUCAAUGCAAAAAUUUCCACAUUUUUCUUCAUGGGAAUACAAUUGUGAGUUUUCAAGUUAGUUGGUUGGUUUUUCUGUCUGCGCUUUACCUCGUGUUGUAUUUUGUUGGGAAUAAUCGAAUAAAUGGGAUGUUUUGGGCUCUUGGUUAAUGCUUAUGUCGCCUGCC
Molecule: messenger RNA, 3087 nt
Organism: Notodromas monacha
Lineage: Eukaryota; Metazoa; Arthropoda; Ostracoda; Podocopida; Cyprididae
Source: the annotation of a GenBank genome assembly